Dioscorea cayenensis subsp. rotundata (Guinea yam) is the source of this 2160-nucleotide messenger RNA. Its product is annotated as protein Daple. Bases 97 to 2040 code for a protein of 647 amino acids. The record is from RefSeq and is a predicted model, not a curated record. The transcript is spliced from 18 exons. Lineage: Eukaryota; Viridiplantae; Streptophyta; Magnoliopsida; Dioscoreales; Dioscoreaceae.
UUGUUGCCUGCCUCUACGCUUCGAUCAGAGAAACCGAGAGAGCGCGCGACGAGGAUCUUCGUUGCCAGCGAGGUGAGGCGAUUUACGAUCUCUGAAAUGGAUGAAGGAAAUAAUGAUAUUGUCUCGUUGACACGCCAGAUAGAACAACUUCAGCGUGCAGAGCGGGACGAACUAAGGAAAGACAUUGAGCAGUUAUGUAUGCAGCAAGCUGGUCCUGGCUAUCUCGCUGUUGCCACUAGAAUGCACUUCCAAAGGACAGCUGGUUUGGAGCAGGAGAUUGAGAGUUUGCAAAAGAAGUUGGCUGCAGGUACAAGAGAUAAGCAGAACCUUCAAGAGGAGCUUUCUGAAGCUUAUAGGAUUAAGAGCCAGCUGGCCGAUUUGCAUGGUGCAGAGGUUAUAAAGAAUAAAGAAGCUGAGAAGCAGCUGAAAUUCUUUCAAAGUAGUGUUGCUGCUGCAUUUGCUGAGAGGGAUCAGGCAUUGAUGGAGUCUGAGAAGGCAAAGGAACAUGAGGAAGCAAUGUUGCAAAAGCUAACCCAUCUGGAAAAUAGAGUAGAGGAAUUGCAUUCAGCAUGCCUUGAUGAGCAGACACUUAAUUCCACCUUACAGUUGGAGCUAAUGCAAAUAAAAGAGCAUAAUGAGUACUUUGAGAAGGUUGUGGAUAAGUUCUUUGAGAUCCAUGAAAAAAAUGCUGGGUUCAGUGCAGAUAACACAUGGAAAGAGAAAUGUUUGUGCCUUUUAAAUGAUUCUUCAGACAAGUGGACUUUCAAUGAUGAUAGCGAGAGCUUCUCUUUGAAGUACAUUGCCUCCUUAGAAGAAGAAUUAGGGAAGCUUCGUAACUCAGUAGAUAAGCUUCAGAGCAACAUUCGAAUGGGGCUUGAUAUUGAACGCCAUCUCAAAAUAAAAGUGCAGUCACUUGAGAGAGCACAAAUCGCUCUAGAUGACAUGAUCCAGAAUGGGCUAUCAAGCUUGCGUGAUUUUCAAAAACAACAGAGAAUGGAAAUAACAAAAAUAUUGGAAGGCGAAACAUUACAAUUGAAGACAAUUCUUCUUGACAUUCAGAAUAAGUUUAGCCAAAUUCAUAUGGAAAGAGAGUUAAAACUUGAAGCUCUUCAAAGUGAAAAAGUGUCUGAAGAUACUGAAUGCAGGGAUGUACAUAUUACAAAUGAUCUUGAUUCUGGUGUUUUAGCCGAGAAAAAUGACCCUCCUGUGGCGAGCAGCACCAACAAAAUACCUGAUGCAUCAGAUGCCCUCUCACAAGCAUUGCAAGAGAAGGUUGCUGCACUAUUGCUUUUGUCACAACAAGAAGAAAGACAUUUAUUUGAGGGGGAUGUUAAUAAAGCUCUUCUUAAAAAGGUGGAGGAACUUCAAAGAAAUUUAUCUCAGGUGACAAAUGAAAAGGUGAAUGCUCUUAUGGAGUUGGCGCAAUUGAAAAGAGAGUAUCAACUAUUGCAAGAAAAUAGCAUCAUUUCUGAGAAAGGAACUGUGGCCCAUGAACAAGGGACACUAAAAAAUCUGUUGAAGAGAACUUACUUAAAGCACUGGGUUGGAAAAGGUUCAAGUGAACAUGAAAAUGAGUUUCACCAAGGAACUACGGAAAGCAGCUCUGUCAACAGAAAGAUCUCCAUGGAUCUUGCAAGGCUUAAAAUCGAAAAUGCCGCCCUUCAGGAGAGCUUGGCAAAUAUGGAGCGUCUUACUUCUUCAAUUCGCAAGCUUCAUGUUUCGCUCCUCAAGGCAAAAGAUGACGUGAAGUCAGGCAGCCCUGUAGAAAAUAUCAUCAAAACACUGGAAAGUGUACUUGUAGAGGCGAACAAUAUGAAGACGGCUAUUGGCAGUUCUCUUCCGGUCAGCUGGUCUGCCGAUGUUGAUGCUUCCAUUAUCUACGCAAACCUUUAUGAGCCAACUGGCUCACCGGAGACACCUAAGAAUAACAAAGCUGACCCUGUUUCCGUGGCUGGAUUCGAAAUGGUCGAGCUCUUGAUACUUGCUGUUCUGUUGCAAAAGGAGACCUUAAUGGGUAUAUCUGAAAAUCCACAUAUCUGAUAAUGUGAUAAAAAUAUCUUGAUGAAAUUGUAAUUAUUUGGAGUGUGAAGCUGAAUACUUGAUUUUCAUGUAGCUAUGAAUAUGAAUAUGGCUCUUCAAUUAACAUGUGAUAUUUUCGUA